CCUUCUGUACACGUACGGUGACAGAGACCUCGAGCCUCCAACUUCUCUCGUGCGCCAUCUCCUUCACUCUCCCACCUUCACCAUCUUUCAUUCGAUUUCUUCUUGACUCCGCCAGCCUCUCUCACUCAGUCCGUUUCUGCACCGUCUCCCUCAAUCCGCCACCCUUUCAUACUCGCUGUCUCCCUCACUCGGUCCGUAGCACCUUCUUCCUUUAAUCGAUCCAUAUUGCUUCCUCCGUCAAGGUCUUCACCAAAACCGGGAGGCCCAGAGCCACCGCCGCCGAGUUGGAGUUUCUUUUUCCCCGAGAAAAUGGCUGCGACUUGGAAGAAAUUUCAGAAGAAGCGUAAGGAAUCCACAAAGUUCAACAAGUCCUCCAAGCCGUCGUUUAAUGCGAAGAAGGAGCAAAACGCUCCCGCCAAGUCUGAGGCCCUUGCUUUGCAGAUGGAAGAUGAUGUUCCUGAUUUUCCUAGAGGUGGAGGAAGUUCUCUGAGUCGAAAAGAACGCGAGGAAGUUCAGGCUGAAGUAGAUGCCCAGUUUGAGGUGGAAGAGCAGGAAUUAAAGACAAAGAAGAAGAGGAAGAAUUUGCCGAAGAUUAGUCAGGAAGAUGAUGAUUUGGGUUCCUUAUUUGGUGGUGGUAUUACUGGCAAACUGCCUCGAUUUGCUAAUAAGAUAACUUUGAAGAAUAUAUCUCCCGGAAUGAAGCUUUGGGGAGUUAUUGCUGAAGUAAACGAGAGAGACCUUGUAAUAAGUCUACCAGGGGGUUUACGUGGGUUAGUUCGAGCCUCUGAUGCUCUGGAUCCUAUUUCGGAUACUGAAAUUGAGAGCAUAGCAGAUAAUGUGCUACCCAGUGUCUUCCACGUUGGGCAGAUGGUAGCUUCCGUUGUUUUACACUUGGAUAGUGAUAACAAAGAGAGUGGCAAAAGGAAGAUCUGGCUUUCUCUGCGUCUUUCUUUGUUGCACAAGGGCUUCAGCUUGGAUUCUAUUCAAGAAGGCAUGGUCCUCACUGCUUAUGUGAAAAGUAUCGAAGACCAUGGUUAUAUUCUUCAUUUUGGUCCGACUUCAUUCACCGGGUUCUUGCCUAGAGAUAGCAAAAAUGCUAGCACAGAGAUUAACACUGGACAACUUCUACAGGGCGUUGUUGGGAAAAUUGACAAAACCCAUAAAGUUGUUUAUUUAAGUUCUGACCCAAAUACUGUGGCAAAAUAUGCGACCAAGGAUGUUAAAGGCAUUUCAAUUGAUCUUCUUACUCCAGGCAUGAUGGUUAAUGCUCGUGUACAAUCAGCCCUUGAAAAUGGUGUUAUGUUAUCAUUUCUGACAUACUUUACUGGAACUGUUGAUAUGUUUCACUUGCAAAGUAGUUUUGCUACUUCAAAUUGGCAGGAUGAUUACAAUCAAACUAAGAAGGUUAAUGCUCGAAUUUUGUUCAUCGAUCCUUCAACUAGAGCUGUUGGUUUGACUCUGAAUCCACAUCUUGUUCAUAACACGUCUCCUCCUUCACAUGUUAAAGUUGGAAAUAUUUACGAAGACUUGAAAGUGGUCAGAGUUGAUAGAGGGUUAGGUCUUCUCCUUGAAAUACCAACCUCACCGGUGCCUACACCAACAUAUGUUAGUAUAUCUGAUGUGGCCGAAGAUGGAAUUCAUAAGCUUGAAAAGAAGUUUAAGGAAGGUAGUCGUGUCCGUGUUCGGAUUCUCGGGUUUAGGCACUUGGAAGGGGUGGCUACUGGGACUUUGAAGGCUGGUGCUUUCGAAGGGUCAGUUUUCACUCACUCUGAUGUCAAGCCUGGGAUGAUUGUGAGGGCCAAAGUAAUAGCUGUUGAACCCUAUCAAGCGAUUGUGAAAUUUUCUGGUGGUAUUAAGGCACUUUGCCCACUUCGCCAUAUGUCUGAAUUUGAACUUUCUAAGCCUGGAAAAAAGUUUAAGGUUGGAGCUGAGCUGGUGUUUCGUGUACUUGGUUGCAAAUCUAAGAGAAUAACUGUUACACACAAGAAAACACUAGUGAAAUCGAAACUUCCCAUUGUUAGCUCUUAUGCUGAUGCAACUGAUGGAUUAAUAACACAUGGAUGGAUAACAAAAAUUGAGAAACAUGGAUGCUUUGUUCGAUUUUACAGCGGUGUCCAGGGAUUUGCUCCAAGAUCUCAACUUGGUUUAGACCCAGGGAGUGAUCCUAGCUCAAUAUAUCACGUUGGACAAGUGGUCAAAUGUAGGAUAAUUGGUUCUGUUUCAGGAUCAAGACGCAUCAAUCUUAGUUUCAUAAUAAAGCCUUCAAGGGUUUCUGAGGAUGAUAUUAUCAAAAUCGGUACACUUGUUUCAGGAGUUGUUGACGUGGUAACUCCAAAUGCGGUAGUAGUUUAUGUUAAUGGAAAAACUUACUUAAAGGGUACAAUUUCAACUGAACAUUUGGCUGAUCACCAAGGGCAAGCCGAUAUGCUCAAGUCAGUACUAAAGCCUGGAUUUGAAUUUGAUCAAUUGCUGCUACUAGACAAUGAAAGCAACAAUUUGAAACUCUCUGCAAAAUAUUCUCUUGUCAAGUCUGCUGAGCAGCUUCCAUCAGAGAUCAGUCAGAUCCGUCCUAACUCUGUUGUCCAUGGCUACAUCUGUAACCUGAUUGAAACUGGCUGCUUUGUUCGCUUUCUUGGUCGUUUAACUGGUUUCUCUCCUAGAAAUAAGGCAACUGAUGAUUACAAAGUCAAUCUUCCCGAAGUCUUUUACAUUGGACAGUCUGUGCGCAGUAAUAUACUCGAUGUUAAUAGUGAAACAGGCAGAAUAACACUUUCAUUGAAGCAGACAUCUUGCUCUUCAACAGAUGCAUCCUUUAUGCAAGACUUCUUUCUCCUGGAGGAUAAGAUUGCUAAUCUGCAAUCCUUGGGUUCCAAUGGAUCUGAGUUAAAUUGGACUGAGGGAUUUAACAUUGGCUGUGUUGUUGUGGGAAAAAUACAAGAAACAAAGGAUAUUGGAGUGGUUGUGAGCUUUGACAAGUAUAAUGAUGUCUUGGGUUUUAUUACCCCCCAUCAGUUAGCUGGUACCAAAGUUGAGACAGGCUCCAUUGUUCAAGCGACAGUCCUAGAUGUUUCAAAAUUAGAGCAUUUGGUCGAUUUGUCUCUUAAUAAAGAGUUCAUUGCCAAAAGCAGAGAAGGAAGUUCUCACAGCCAAAGCCACAAAAAGAAGCGUAAACGACAAGCAUCCAAGGACUUGGAGGUUCACCAGACAGUUAAUGCUGUUGUUGAAAUUGCCAAAGAAGAUUACCUGGUUCUCUCAAUACCCGAGUAUAAUUAUGCCUUAGGAUAUGCAUCAAAAUCCGACUAUAAUGUCCAGAAGUUUCCUCAUAAGCAAUUUCUGAAUGGACAAAGUGUUGUUGCCACUGUUAUGGCUCUUCCAAGCCCUUCAACAGCAGGGAGACUACUGUUGCUUCUUAAAUCAAUCAGUGAAUCUGAAACAUCAAGCUCAAAAAGAGCAAAAAAGAAGUCAAGUUACACUGUGGGUUCUCUUGUUCAGGCAGAGAUUACUGAAAUCAGGCUACUUGAACUAAGGUUGAAAUUUGGAAUUGGUUUCUAUGGGCGUGUUCACAUAACAGAGGUAAAUGAUGAUAAUGUUUCAGAAAAUCCAUUUAGUAACUUUAGAGUUGGGCAAACAGUGAAUGCAAGGAUUGUUGGAAAGGCUAAUAAUUCUGAUAGCAAAAAAAAUAACUGCCAGUUUGAUCUUUCCAUGAAACCUACUGUUCUCUCAGGCUCCUAUGAAACAGAGGAAAAGCAUAUGAUUGAAAAGUUUGAUUUCUCUUGUGGACAAUUUGUCACUGGUUAUGUAUAUAAAGUGGACAGUGAAUGGGUGUGGGUAAAUAUAUCUCGAAAUGUGAGGGCUCAGCUAUUUAUUCUUGACACUUCAUGUGAGCCUAGUGAACUUCAUCAGUUCCAGAAGCAAUUUCAAGUGGGAAAAGUUGUAUCUGGUCAUGUAUUAAGUGUUAACAAGGAUAAAAAGCUAUUGCGACUUGUUCUACGCAGUUUUCUUGCUCUUCAAGCUUCCAUUUCAAAUGAAAAUGUCACUGCUCAUAUUUGUGAAGGAUGCAUUGUAGGUGGCAAAGUAUCCAAAAUACUUCCUGGGGUUGGUGGAUUAAUUGUGCAAAUAGGUCCUCACACAUAUGGAAGGGUUCAUUAUACAGAACUUACUGACUCAUGGGUGUCUGAUCCAUUGUCUGGAUAUCAUGAUAGGCAGUUUGUCAAAUGCAAGGUCCUUGAGAUUAACCAAUCUGCGAAAGGAACAUUUGAGAUUGAUUUGUCAUUAAACUUAUCGACAGAAGACAUGAUUUCCCAACAUUCUAAGGAAUCCUGCAAAAUUGUGUCCACUAAAACCAAAUGUGUGGCAAAGAUUGAAGAUCUUCAUCCUAAUAUGGAGAUACAGGGUUAUGUUAAAAAUGUUACUUCAAAAGGAUGUUUCAUUUUUCUAUCCCGGAAACUUGAUGCCAAAAUUCUUCUUUCAAAUUUAUCUGAUGGAUUUGUUGAUGAUCCUGUCAAAGAAUUCCCCGUUGGUAAACUUGUGACUGGCAAGAUUUUGUCUGUGGAACCUCUAUCAAAGCGGGUUGAAGUUACAUUGAAGACCUUGAGUGCAAGCAGUGCACCAAAAUCAGAGAUUAGUAAUUUAAGUAGUCUGCGCGUGGGAGAGAUUAUUUCUGGCAGGAUUAAGCGGGUGGAGUCGUAUGGUUUAUUUAUCUCUAUUGACAACACAAACCUGGUUGGAUUGUGCCAUAUUUCAGAGCUUUCAGAUGAUCGUACUGAGAAUAUUGAAAGCAAAUACAAAGCACGCGAGAAAGUGAGAGCAAAAAUAUUGAAGGUGGAUGCAGAAAGAAAUCGAAUAUCUCUUGGAAUGAAAGAUUUCUAUGUUUUAGACAAUGAUGAUGCUGAGGAACUUUCAGACCAAGAGGCUGAUGCAACCAUUCAAAACAAUAGUUUCAUAGAUGAUACUAAGUUGGUAUCAUUACCUGAGAGUGGUUUUCAAGGAAUCCACAAUAUGGAUGUUGAAUGCCAAAAUUUAAAUUUGGAAAUCCCCAUUCUUGCACAAGCAGAGUCCAGGGCUUCUGUUCCUCCACUUGAAGUAGCCCUCGAUGAUGUAUAUCAGGAAAAUGUGGAUGGUAUAACUAUUCAAAAUCAAGAGCUUUUAAAUGUCAUAGACACCCUAGAUGAAAAGAGCAAGAGAGAAGCAAAGAAGAAAGCAAAGAAAGAGAGGGAGAGAGAAAUUAGAGCUGCUGAAGAAAGAUUACUGGAGAAAGAUAUACCAAGAACUGCUGAGGAAUUUGAGAAACUAGUUAGAGGUUCUCCAAAUAGCAGCUUUGUUUGGAUAAAAUUCAUGGCCUUCGUGCUUUCCAUGGCAGACAUUGAGAAAGCUCGUUCUAUUGCUGAAAGGGCCUUGCAAACAAUAAAUAUCCGAGAAGAGAAUGAGAAGCUCAACAUUUGGGUGGCUUAUUUUAAUCUGGAAAACGAAUAUGGAAAUCCUCCUGAGGAGGCUGUUUUGAAAGUAUUUCAAAGGGCAUUGCAAUACAAUGAUCCCAAAAGAGUUCAUCUAGCACUAUUGGGAAUGUAUGAAAGGACGGAACAACAUAGGCUGGCUGAUGAACUAGUUGACAAGAUGACCAAAAAGUUCAAGCAGUCAUGCAAGGUUUGGUUAAAGCGGGUACAGAGGCUCUUGAACCAACAGCAAGAUGCAGUUCAGGCUGUUAUCAAUCGUGCCUUGUUAAGCCUUCCACGUCACAAACACAUAAAGUUCAUCUCGCAGACAGCUAUUCUUGAGUUCAAAUGUGGCGUUCCUCAUAUGGGAAGAUCCAUGUUUGAAGGAAUUUUGAAAGAAUAUCCCAAGAGAACGGACUUGUGGAGCAUUUAUAUUGAUCAAGAGAUUCGACUUGGAGAUGUAGAUGUGAUUCGUGCACUAUUUGAGAGGGCGACAUGUUUGAGUCUCCCACCUAAAAAAAUGAAAUUUUUAUUCAAAAAGUAUCUGGAGUAUGAGAAGUCUCUCGGUGAUGAGGAGCGGAUUGAGCACGUGAAAAAGAGGGCAAUGGAAUACGUUGAGAGCACACUAGCAGAAUAAUCAUGUUCAUGUUUAUUGAGGUAAAGUUAGUCUUUUCAAGCAUGGGGCACAGGGAGCAUAGAAUUUUCCCCUGGAAUACAAUUUUUCGUUUUUUUGAUGCUACACCACACCUGAGGAUUCUGGAAGAACCAUUUUGGAUUUUGCUGAGUAAAACUCCACGAAUAAAUGAUUGUUGGAGAUCUACUACUUUUAAGAAUCUUCAAUACAAAGUGAAGGAUGCAGAAAAAUCAUGAUUCCGAAUGAAGGUGUAAUUUUGGAUUUUGACCUGAUUAUAUACUGACGUUGGAAAUAAAUUUUGACACCUAAAUCUUAAUCUGUAAGACAUUUUUACCCUUGAGAAUUAUCAGGAACGUAUGGGUAUUUAUUUCUUGUAACGUAUUAUCUAUUGUUCUACUUCUGUAUUUGUACAGAUAGAAAGGUUCAUUCUUUAUCAAACUAAACUUCUUUUGUUGUGGAAAUAAACUCAUGUUUCGUGUUAAAA
Messenger RNA from Humulus lupulus (European hop), 6550 nucleotides. Its product is annotated as rRNA biogenesis protein RRP5. Gene Ontology annotation, cellular component: nucleus; small-subunit processome; nucleolus. Gene Ontology annotation, molecular function: protein binding; RNA binding. NCBI's taxonomy places the organism in Eukaryota, Viridiplantae, Streptophyta, Magnoliopsida, Rosales, Cannabaceae. Gene Ontology annotation, biological process: rRNA processing. The coding region runs from base 310 to 6069 and encodes 1919 amino acids. The record is from RefSeq and is a predicted model, not a curated record. The transcript has 40 exons.